This is a messenger RNA of Dichomitus squalens LYAD-421 SS1, 2022 nucleotides long. RefSeq lists its product as uncharacterized. NCBI's taxonomy places the organism in Eukaryota, Fungi, Basidiomycota, Agaricomycetes, Polyporales, Polyporaceae. The record is from RefSeq and is a predicted model, not a curated record. The transcript is spliced from 7 exons. Bases 1062 to 1775 code for a protein of 237 amino acids.
CCUCGACGACGAGUAUGGAUCAUCAUCAGUACUGGCUACGCACUUGACAGAUGGGAGCGCUGCCAGUGACGGCCUGCCUGCAUCUUGAACAUGGCCCACUGCGAUCUUUUGCUCUCGCCUCCCCGCUAUGAGCGACUCUUCACCUCGUCUCAGCUCGCGUGCUACGAACGAAAACAAGCCGCGUGCAUGGGCAUUGGGUGAAAUUCCGGGACGUUUCCAAGGACGACGUAGGAAGCCAGAGCCCUUCAGGCACCGCUCCAGUGGUCGCGGUCAAUGGUCACAUCAAAGGAGGAGCCGGGAAGCGGUAGACAGUAAUGGAGGUCAUCCAUGUCGCAACGGGCAAAUCAUACGUCGUCAAGAAACUCAGCAAGCUGCAACUGAAGAAGGUCGGGUACGCGACUAUGAAGAAGGACGCCUUGGUGAAGCUGUCAGGGACACAUCCUGGGAUUGUGGGGAUGCACGCUGCUUUGCAGGAUGAUAUCUUCCUCCACGGUGAGCUUGGUUACCCAUAAUGCCAAUGACUCGCUUAAGCGUACACGUUAAGACUUCGUACUAGAGCUCGCUCUCCCCACGGUGUACGCGAUGGCAUACCGCGCAGACUGUCGACGCCGUGCUCUGGGUGUGCAGCAUGGGUAUAGUGCAUAGGGACUUGAAGCCAGAGAACAUGCGGUUGGAUAGCGAGCCCAGGAUCAAACUGAAGGACUUCGGUUCAGUAUGUCUAUCGCCUGACGGCGACCUGUGUGAGUAUGGCCUCCGUAUCCGUUCAAGGGCGGCCACCUGCGAUAUCUACGUGUCUCCAUGCACGUCGGGCUAGUACCUUCAUAGGGAGUGCAGCGUACGUCUCACCCGAGCGCCUCAAUCGAGCCUGGAAGACAACUAGCAGGAGGUGAGUCAAAGUUGUAUUUUGAGGCCAUCUACCUGGACCGCUCUCCCACUAGUUCCGAUACAUGGGCCAUCGGCUGCUCAAACGGACUUCAUGAUCGCAGGCGCCCAAGCCUUCGCAGCAAACAACCCUUUGUAAAGUUUCCGCAAGGUCGAGGCGCUCAACUACACCUGUCCCGAUGGUUUCUACGACGUCGCCAAAGACUUGGUGUGCUCGACCCGUCCGACCGUCUGGGAUCGAGCCCAAGUCGUCCUCGUCCGAACUAGUGCGUCGUUACCCACUGUUCACCGGUCCCGCAUGUCCCACGAGUCUCGAAGUGUCCGGCGGUGCAUCAGUGCGCUGGGACACCCUCUGGACCGAUCCGCAGAUACCUCCAGAAACCGGCGUUAUAGGGCCCGUCGCGACCGCUGUAAUCCCGGACGUCGAGGACGACAGCCUUAGGUACAACAUCGUGCAUGCGUUCACCCUCGUGAAUAUGAACUCCGUUAGCGUCAGCGUGAACGGGGGAUCUGCUGAUGCCUACUGCUGGACCGGCGGACAUGCCUCUUGGCGUUGUAUCGACGGAGGUCGUCGAAUUUGCUGCAGGGGAAAGCACAGACGUCAGACCAGGAUGCAGUUACUGACGACAAAGGCGAUGCAGCCGGUGACCAUACUCUUGACGGGCACACUCGGACUGCUGCUGCUGUCAACGACGGUGAUAUCGGAGUCAGAGAGGUCAACGAUCCGGUGCUCAAUGCAACAGAUCGGUCAAUUUCUAGCUUACUGGCCUCAGGCGAGACCGUCCAUGCUUUCGCGUCCGUCGGGACGCCAAUCCGUUGUGGUCUAUCCAGGUGAUCACGCCCGUGUGCGCUGCUCUUCACCAGCGUACCCCACGUCUGGUGCAUUAUUCUAGAAGACAAGUACAGAUUGUCGAAGAACUUAGGGCCACACAGUCGUUCGUCUUCGCCAGGCGCUUCCGCAAUACAUCUCCAGAGGGCGAGAAGGUUUUGGCGAAGUGCGGAAACAGCGAAAGCUUGUUCCGGGAACGGACUAGGAGGUGUAUGAGUACAACUAUGGUGUAUGUGUACGACUAUUCUGUUCACAAGACCCUCACGAAGUGGGUCUAGGAGAUUACCGUUCUAUCGGAAAGUCAAUGACCG